Messenger RNA from Tupaia belangeri chinensis (Chinese tree shrew), 996 nucleotides. Its product is annotated as phosphatidylcholine translocator ABCB4. Gene Ontology annotation, molecular function: ABC-type oligopeptide transporter activity; ATP binding. Gene Ontology annotation, biological process: oligopeptide export from mitochondrion. NCBI's taxonomy places the organism in Eukaryota, Metazoa, Chordata, Mammalia, Scandentia, Tupaiidae. Bases 331 to 870 code for a protein of 179 amino acids. The record is from RefSeq and is a predicted model, not a curated record. The transcript has 7 exons. Gene Ontology annotation, cellular component: mitochondrial inner membrane.
CGGGACCUCCCCCGAGAGCGUCAGGUCUCCGCGACCUGAGCGCCCCGCUCAGGACCAUCAGAGAGGCUACAAGAAGGCUGGUGGUCCCCUAGGAGCCCAGCCAGGUGCACUGGGACCUGAGACUGUGCUUUCUCCCCAGGCGGAGAUGGAUCUGGAAGCCGCAAGGAAUGGAACAGCCGGGCGUCCCAGGAGAGCUGAGGGCGACUUUGAACUGGGCAGCAGCAGCAACCGAGACAGGAAAAGAACAAAGAAAGUGAAUUUGAUUGGGCCAUUAGCAUUGUGAAUUUUUCAUUGUCGCUGCUAAAUCCAGGUAGAAUUCUGGAAGAAGAAAUGACUAGGUAUGCAUAUUACUACUCAGGAUUAGGUGCUGGGGUACUCGUUGCUGCCUAUAUACAAGUUUCAUUCUGGACUUUGGCAGCUGGCCGACAGAUUAAGAAAAUCAGGCAAAAGUUUUUUCAUGCAAUCCUACGUCAAGAAAUAGGCUGGUUUGACAUCAACGACAUCGCCGAGCUCAACACAAGGCUAUCAGAUGACAUCUCCAAAAUCAGUGAAGGAAUUGGUGACAAGGUUGGAAUGUUCUUUCAAGCAGUAGCCACGUUUUUUGCAGGAUUCACAGUGGGGUUCAUCAGAGGAUGGAAGCUCACCCUUGUGAUAAUGGUCAUCAGCCCUAUCCUGGGACUCUCUGCAGCUGUUUGGGCAAAGAUACUCUCGACAUUUAGUGACAAAGAACUAGCUGCAUACGCAAAAGCAGGCGCCGUGGCAGAAGAGGCUCUGGGGGCCAUCAGAACUGUGAUAGCUUUUGGGGGCCAGAACAAAGAGCUGGAAAGGUAUCAGAAACACUUAGAAAAUGCCAAAAAAAAUUGCAAUUAAAAAAGCUAUUUCAGCAAACAUUUCCAUGGGCAUUUCUUUUCUGCUAAUAUAUGCAUCAUAUGCACUGGCUUUCUGGUAUGGAUCCACUCUGGUUAUAUCAAACGAAUACACGAUUGGAAAUGCAAU